AUGUACAUGAACACCUCAGCGCUGUGUCGAGCAGCAGCUGCUCCUUUGGCAUUCCGUCGCCAUCGGGCGCUCCUUCCAGCGACAACAACUUGCGUCCCCCAACUGCUUUGGCGUCUCCCGCAUGGCGCUAAUCGCUGUGCUGCUGCUGUGUCCGCGCGCGGGUUCGCCUCGUCGGCGGCGGCUAAGAACGGCUUCGAGUGCCGGCACUGUGGCCAGUCGUUCGCCAAGUGGCAGGGGCAGUGCUCGUCGUGCUCGCAAUGGGGUUCCGUCGUCUCCGCUGCGGUCGACCAGCCGUUCUAUCGCCAGUCAAAUGGGUCGUCGACGUCGUUCACGCGAACUUCGCCGUCCAAGCGCUCAGUGGCUUCAGUGGCUUCAGACCUCUCUGCACUUGUCGAGCACGUGCCCCGUGCUCGACGCAUGAAUGAGGUCGAAGUCCACACGGCCGUUGAGCGCUUAGAGCUGCCGGACCGUGAGCUGAAUUGGGUGCUGGGCGGAGGUAUCGUGGCCGGCUCCAUGACGCUGUUGGCUGGCAAUCCUGGCGUUGGCAAGAGCACGCUCGCACUGCAGAUGGCCAAUAUGCUCGCCAACAAGUCGUCGAUGCGAGAGUCAGGAGUGCUGUACGUGUCGGGCGAAGAGACGGCGCUUCAAGUGCGGAUGCGAGCCGAACGUCUUGGAUUCGUGAGCGACAGCCUCUUCGUGGCGAGCGAGACGAACCUCGACGCGGUGUUCCAGCUGCUGGACACUGGCUGCGGACCUGACGUGGAUCGCGACACGUACCGAGGCUUUGGGGCUGUGGUCAUCGACUCGAUCCAGACCGUGUACGCAGCAGACGUUCCUUCGCCAGCGGGUACCGUGACCCAAGUGAAAGAGUGCACGCUACGGCUGCUUCGACUCGCCAAGUCGCGCAACGUGCCUGUGGUCCUCAUCGGCCACGUGACGAAAAGUGGCGACAUUGCUGGCCCCAAGGUGCUGGAACACAUCGUCGACACGGUCGUGCACCUCGAAGGCGACCCGCAGAGUCCGCGGCGCUUCCUGCGCUGCCAGAAGAAUCGCUUUGGAAGCACCGACGAGGUCGGCGUCUUCAACAUGACUGACGAAGGCCUUCAGCAGCUGCCGAACCCUCUCAUGGCGUUCGUUUCGGCACGCAGCGAAGACAGACCAGACGACUCUCGGGACAGCAGCGCCGACGUCGAGACGGAGCUCGAUGGGUGCGCUCUGACCAUUGCAAUCGAAGGGAAGCGGCCAUUCCCGCUCGAGAUUCAAGCCCUGGCAAACCGGGCAUAUAACGUCGAUGCUGGACGUGACGGCAGUCACGCGUUCUCCCGGGUACGUGGAGUCGGCGUGGCGUACGACAAGCUCCUUCUUCUGUUCGCUGUACUGGAAAAGCGUGCAAAGGUCUCUUGCCGCAAUCAGAGCGUCUUCGUGAACAUCGCCGAAGGCUACACGAUCCAGGAACCAGCGGCCGACUUGGCACUGGCCGUCGCAUUGGCCAGCGCUGUUCUUGGCCGUCCUGUGGUGGAGCGUACUGCGUUUCUUGGCGAGAUGUCGCUGUCAGGUCACCUGCGUCCAGUCAAGAUGCUCGAAUCACGGCUCACAGCAGCGCACAAGAUCGGGCUCGAGGUCUGCGUGAUUCCCAAAGUGCCCGACGAAGCCACGCGUCGUGCAUUGCACCGGAAGUAUGCCGACACGCUCACUGUUGUCGAGGUGUCGACGCUGCUACAAGCGCUGAAGAUUGCGUUUCGUUCGCCAGCUACCGCGUCAUCUCUGAAAGCAAACGGAUCCGCUUAG
Molecule: messenger RNA, 1788 nt
Organism: Hyaloperonospora brassicae
Lineage: Eukaryota; Oomycota; Peronosporomycetes; Peronosporales; Peronosporaceae
Source: the annotation of a GenBank genome assembly